AUGAUUUCAUUUUCUAUAAAAUUACUUUUUCGUUUACCGUUUGAAACUUUACUACGACUCAGCUGGUGUAGUGAUCAGCUUGAUGAUUCAGAUGUUGGAAAUUUUGUGAUUCGAUUGAAACUUACCUAUAAAGAAAUAAAGAUAAAAAUAAUUAUAACAUUGAUUUUAAGUGUUGAAGCUUAUUCUCAGAUAUUAAAAAGAGAUGUUAAAGUUUAA
Molecule: messenger RNA, 216 nt
Organism: Clunio marinus
Lineage: Eukaryota; Metazoa; Arthropoda; Insecta; Diptera; Chironomidae
Source: the annotation of a GenBank genome assembly